Messenger RNA from Bufo gargarizans (Asiatic toad), 987 nucleotides. RefSeq names its product gastrula zinc finger protein XlCGF17.1-like. Lineage: Eukaryota; Metazoa; Chordata; Amphibia; Anura; Bufonidae. Gene Ontology annotation, molecular function: DNA-binding transcription factor activity; RNA polymerase II cis-regulatory region sequence-specific DNA binding. Gene Ontology annotation, biological process: regulation of transcription by RNA polymerase II. The coding region runs from base 1 to 987 and encodes 328 amino acids. The transcript has 3 exons. The record is from RefSeq and is a predicted model, not a curated record.
AUGACUUCUACGAUAUUUCUUUCACAGCUUGUGAAUCUGGGUGAAGAUCUGAACAAUAUUAAUCCUACAGAGACCUAUGUGAGGGGUGAUGAGCAGAGUACAGAGGACAUUCCUGCAGAUAACCGUCCAGAUGACUGUACCAGGAACUUAGAGAAACAUCUGGUAUCUUUGGAUUUUGAAGUAGAUGACUGUGGUAUCACACGAGAUACAUUUGAAGAGCAUGCCAAUAUCCAAGAUAUAUCUUCAUCCAAUCACAGCAACAAUGCAUCAUUUGAUUCUUUUAAACAAGUCCGAUCUUCUGAUUCAUCACAGACUGUAACAGAGAAUAAAAGUCACAGAAGAAGUGCUAAACAUCCAACAGCACACCUAGAAGAAAAGCCAUUUUCAUGUUCAGAAUGUGGUAAACGUUUCAACUAUAAAUCACCUCUUGUUAUACACGAGAGAACUCACACAGGGGAGAAGCCAUUUUCUUGUUCAGAAUGUGGGAAAUGUUUUACCAAUAAUUCAGCUCUUGUUACACAUCAGAGAAUUCACAGAGGAGAGAAGCCAUUUUCAUGCUCAGAAUGUAGUAAAUGUUUUACGCAGAAAGUAUAUCUUGUUGUACAUCAGAGAGUUCACACUGGGGAGAAGCCAUUUUCAUGUUCAGAAUGUCGGAAAUGUUUUAACCAGAAAUCAGCUCUUGUUACACAUCAAAAAAGUCACAGAGAAGAGAGGCCAUUUUCAUGUUCAGAAUGUGGAAAAUGUUUUAAGCAUAAAUCAAUUCUUGAUAAACAUCAAGAAACUCACAGAGAAGAGAGGCCAUUUUCAUGUUUAGAUUGUGGAAAAUGUUUUAAGCAGAAAUCAAAUCUCUUUUCACAUAAAAUAACUCACAGAGAAGAGAGGCCAUUUUCAUGUUCAGAAUGUGGAAAAUGUUUUAAGCGGUUAUCGGCUCUUGCUAAAAUCUUGGAUGGUCAAACUUUUGUGGAGUUGCCAGACAUGGCUCUGUAA